GCUGACGGACGAGGAGCUGAUGCGAGCGUGCGGGGGCCGCACAGCACACAAGGGUGCCCGUCACGGCCUGACCAUGAGCGCCAAGCUGGCGCGCCUGGAGGAGCAGGAGCGAGCCUUCCUGGCCACGUACCGACGUAAGGAGUGGCAGCUUGCGCCCCCAGAGAGGAGCCCCCCAGCAGAGAGGCAGGCAAAAAAGAAGAAAAAAAGGAAACAGUCCAGGGAUGGAGCCGAUCCCGAGGUGCUGCAGAGCCGGGAGCCAAGCAGAGAAGAGGAGAAGAAGAAGAAGAAGCAGGAGGAGGAGGAAGACAAAGAAGAGCCAGUUGAGACAGAGAAGAAGAAGAAGAAGGAGAAGGAGGACAAAGAAGAGCCAGCUGAGACAGGGAAGGAGAACAAGAGGAAGAAAAAGAAGAAGAAGAAGGAGAACAACGAAAAGCCAGGGUGA
This is a messenger RNA of Fulmarus glacialis (Northern fulmar), 442 nucleotides long. It is a transcript of the gene GPATCH4, whose product is annotated as G patch domain containing 4. Gene Ontology annotation, cellular component: nucleolus. Gene Ontology annotation, biological process: regulation of ribosome biogenesis. NCBI's taxonomy places the organism in Eukaryota, Metazoa, Chordata, Aves, Procellariiformes, Procellariidae. The annotation marks the transcript as partial. The record is from RefSeq and is a predicted model, not a curated record. The transcript has 4 exons.